AGGUGUCCGUCUUGGAGUAGUCGACUUUUAAAAAGCAUCCGCAACCCCUGAUAUGACAACUUCACUGGUUCUGCAUCCACGCUGGGCGGACACCUUGAUGUACGUUUAUGAAAAAAGCCCGAAUGAAAAUAAUCUGAAUAAAAACCAAACAAUGGAGGGAUUGAGCGGGAAUUGCCCGGCGACCCAUUGCAGGGACCUAAUGUCGCACCCUGGGUUGGGGCGACAUUCGGGCACUAUAGCGACCCAUCAGGGCUCUAUGUACUCGGAUAUAUCUUCCCCAGACACCGGCCGACAGUGUCCUGCUCCCCAAACCUCCUCCAGUCCAUCUCUGAGCUACGGUUAUCCGUUUGGAAACCCUUAUUACGGUUGUAGGUUAUCUCACUCGCACAACGUGAACUUGCAGCAGAAGCCCUGCUCGUACCACCCUGCAGAGAAAUAUGGCGACCCCACCAGCACCGCUUUGCCCACCGAAGAGCUGUCUAGCAGGGCAAAAGAGUUCGCCUUCUACCCCAGUUUUGCUAGCUCAUACCAAGCGGUUCCUGGAUAUCUAGAUAUGUCUGUGGUGCCCGGGAUCAGCCACCCCGAACCCAGGCACGACGCGUUGAUUCCUAUGGAGGGCUACCAGCACUGGGCUCUGUCGAAUGGCUGGGAUGGGCAGGUGUACUGUUCCAAGGAGCAAACACAGUCCACUCAUCUUUGGAAAUCUUCAUUUCCAGACGUGGUCCCUUUGCAGCCUGAGGUCAGUAACUACCGUCGUGGACGUAAGAAGCGGGUUCCCUACACCAAGCUCCAACUGAAGGAGCUGGAGAAAGAGUACGCUGGCAGCAAGUUCAUCACCAAAGACAAGAGAAGACGCAUCUCUGCCGGGACCAACCUCUCAGAGCGCCAAGUCACAAUUUGGUUCCAGAACCGACGGGUGAAAGAGAAGAAAUUUGUCAGUAAAUCCAAGACUAGUAAUCAUAUGCAUACUACUUGAUAGAUUCCCGGCCCAUUCUACACUGCAGCUGAUAUCCAUCCCACCAUCUUCCAAUCCAUGAUUUACCUCUUAGCGACAACCAAGCCAGAAGAACACGUCGGCAGUGUAUUUCAAUUCAAUUCCAAUGGUCAACACACUCCACGCUACAAUCCCUCUUUUUUCGAUUUACAGAAAGAAAUGCUCUAAAAACUGUGAAAAUAUUGAGAAAUCAGUUCAACUUUGUUUUAUAUGAAUGUACAUAUAUAAAUAUAUAAUAUUUAAAACGAUAUUUGUAUUUCAAAAAGACACAAGGAUUGCGUGUUUUUUUCUCUCAAACCAAUCUCGCGAGGAAUAUUGACAUUUCCAAGACUUUUCAUCCAACAGACAGCCAGAUGAAAACAAGAUAUUUUCCUCAUGUCAUCAACAGAAAGUUAACUGAAAUAUGGACAUGAACUUGUCAGGGAGAACGAUAACUUCAAUUAACUCGAAAUUCUACACAUAAAAAACAAUGAGAUGUAUUUUCUUCAGCCAAGAACUCGCAGACUGGGUUUUUGCGGGGGCGACGGAUGAUACAAUGGUUCUUUAAAACUGCUCCCGUUCCGGAUUUCAGAAGCUAUAUAGGUUGUCCUCCUGUCUUUUCUGUCUUUCUUGUUAAUAGGGUAAAAGCAAGGCUGCUAUUGUUAUACAUGUACAGUGCAAUGCCUUCAUUAUUUAAUGCAUAUUAUCUCGUAUGACAGGGCUGUAAAUUGGAAUGUCUCAAACUCUUUGUGUUCCUUUAUCAGUGAAGGAUAAUGUCUGUCAUGCAACUUGAAUGAUUGUAAGCAAUUAAAGUCCGUGAAUAUUACACAUAAAUGAACAUUCGUUUUCUUUUGUUUUCUGUUUAUAGUGGGCUAUAUACAGUACAGAUCAUUAGGAGCUGUUCAGGUGCCUUGGAAGCAGACGGUCUUGUAACUGUAUCUCCUGCUGUAGGCUAUGUGCACUGU
Oncorhynchus gorbuscha (pink salmon) is the source of this 1938-nucleotide messenger RNA. RefSeq names its product homeobox protein Hox-C13a-like. The record is from RefSeq and is a predicted model, not a curated record. The transcript is spliced from 2 exons. Gene Ontology annotation, biological process: regulation of transcription by RNA polymerase II. NCBI's taxonomy places the organism in Eukaryota, Metazoa, Chordata, Actinopteri, Salmoniformes, Salmonidae. Bases 53 to 976 code for a protein of 307 amino acids. Gene Ontology annotation, molecular function: RNA polymerase II cis-regulatory region sequence-specific DNA binding; DNA-binding transcription factor activity, RNA polymerase II-specific.